GUGCAUCACCACAUCCACACUUAUUCCACCAUGACUCACCGUCUCUUGACAAAUUCCAAUUUGACAGAAAUUAUCGCGAUACAUGCACCGCCACAUUAACCUACCUUCAUUAACUUACCACUCGUGGAAAUCCAUUCAGCUGGUGUCAUUCAUGCAAGCGAGUUCAAAAUCUCUUCCUUAGAGCCCCCACAACAUCCACUUUCUCCCUCAAAACAUUAUCUACGACGAUGACACAUCAACUCCAUAUUCUUUUAAUAGUCAUUUGCACGCCUGUACUAUGUUAAUCCACCACAUGACAAUCCCAUAAUGUAACGUAUUACUCAUUUGGUCGCUUCGUGGUCCUUUUCUUCCUCCACUCCCAACUACAGUUCCACACCACCAGCCGAUCGAUCGAAUUGGUAGUAUAUACUUCCCUUUCACAUUUCACUCACACCCUCUGUCUCUCUUACCGUAUACCCAUUUCAUCUUUUGGCUUCCAAGCUAAGAAAAAAAGUUCAACGCCAACUACCGGACAGACCGCACCCUCCAUCAUCAUUACCCAUAUCAGCAACAGCUUUUCCCCAAUUCUCCCAUCCGCCAUUUCCAUUCCCCCAACGAGAAAACCAGCAAUGGCGGACGACAUUGCAAAUAAGAGCUGCAGCUACCGCUCCUCCGUCGACACUUCCCGCCCUUUCUCCUCCGUCAAGGAAGCCGUCGCCAUCUUCGGCGAGCGCUUCCUCCUCCGCGACAUCUACCACUCCACUCCGCACCAGCAGCCUCCCACUGCUGAUUCUCCCUCAUGGAAGUCGGCGUCUGCGUCUCCUUCUCCUUCUGCUUCCCCCUCGGUGGUCCCUGACGUCGUUACUCCGAACGACAGUCCGAAGUUGAAAUUAGAGCCGUCAAAUCCCUCCGGCUCGGCCAUUGAUGAGAGCGUUUUGGUGGAGAGCGUGAGGAGGCUGGAAGCCGAGCUGGAGGAGACGAAGGCGGCGCUGAAGCAGCUGAAGGAGCAAGGGUCCGAGACCGAGAUCGCCCUGGCUUCCCUCAACGCCGAGCUCCACAUGAACAUGGCCAGGAUGGCUCAGGCCGAGGCUGCGGCCGCGAAGAAGGCCGCGGAUGGGAAGGACGAGGCCGCCGCCGCGAGAGAUGUCGGGUCCCCGACUCUGGCACAGAUUCUGAACCUAGGGUCGGAGAUGAGCAGCAAUGGGUACUAUUCGAACAAGAAGAUGAAGGCAGAUGGGAAGAAGAAGAAGCCCAUCGUGCCUCUGGUUGGGGAUUUUCUCUACUGGAAGAGGAAGAAGGAUUCUCGCUCUGCUGUCAGUGAUAACCCGCUCUAUGGUUCUCCUAAUGUUUUCUGA
This is a messenger RNA of Linum tenue, 1334 nucleotides long. NCBI's taxonomy places the organism in Eukaryota, Viridiplantae, Streptophyta, Magnoliopsida, Malpighiales, Linaceae. The record is from the annotation of a GenBank genome assembly.